Xiphophorus hellerii (green swordtail) is the source of this 4944-nucleotide messenger RNA. RefSeq names its product NACHT, LRR and PYD domains-containing protein 3-like. The transcript has 13 exons. Gene Ontology annotation, molecular function: protein binding. The record is from RefSeq and is a predicted model, not a curated record. Lineage: Eukaryota; Metazoa; Chordata; Actinopteri; Cyprinodontiformes; Poeciliidae. The coding region runs from base 604 to 4182 and encodes 1192 amino acids.
GUAUGUUUUGGUCUGACUAUUGACAUCAUUUUUAAUAUUGAAUCAGAUUUUACAUUCAGUUACUACUCAGUACUCAAGUUGUUGUUUUUGAUCAAAUACUUUUUGCUCUUACUUAAAUUAUUUCUAGGGAGCCGGUUAUUGGUUUGACUUGAGUAUAUAUAUGAUUUCAUUUUGCUUUUACUUGAGAACAAAUAUGGUUCCAUUCUGGCUUAAUUUCUGUGCUGGAAUCUGAGGUAGGGUUGUAGUUCUGACAAGGAGCCAACAGGUGGCGGCAUUUAACAAUCAUGACCCCAGAUUCAAGUCACAAACCAAAACCAAACUGUUUUUCUCUGAUUUAUCCUGCUGGCUGUACAGUUCAUACAGAUGGAGUUUUUAAACAAAAGAAGAAGACAACGUCAUCUGUGAUUGGCCUUUAGAAAAAAAAAGGAAGUGACGCACCUUUCUAGAACAAACUAUUAAGCGGGAAUGAAAAGGUCCAUACGUACCGCCUGUUGAAACAGAAAACGAGUUAUAGAUUUAGAUAUUUUGCACGGAGAAGAAUAAAUGAACACCGUAUCAAGACGGAACUGAAAGGUUGUUUUUGUGAGUGUUUGAUAUUCAGCUAUGAAUCAGCUUCAGCAGGACGUUCUUGCAAGGGAAAUUUUACCACCAGGGGAGGAUGAAACUCAAAGGCCAGCUGUCCAGCAGCACAUUGAAAACACUGCUGAACCUGAAAUUACUGGACCGGUUCCAGCUCCUGACCCAAGCUGUGUGUCCGUGAAAAGUGACUGGUCCAUGCGGUCUCCUCCCUAUUUCAGUGCAUCUGAGAGAAAUCAUCAAAGAAAAGGUUUACUUUCCUUUCAACCAAAUAACAGUGACGGCCAUCUAAAGGGAUGUGAACCUUCUACAAAGAAGAGGAAACUGGACUGUUCAGACUGCACUGAACCUGAUCUCGAACCUGCAUUGAAAAAUAGUGAUUCACGCUCCAGAGAUGGACUCCAUGAUGCAAACCACAGAUUUGAAAAUGAGAGCAUGAAGUUUACCAGGCACCAAUCAACCCAGCAGCAUCUCAACUCCAUAUUUAUGGUUUUGGAGGAAAACAUUGUUGCUUUUGUGAGGAAUGAAUUGAGUCACAUUUCUAAGGCUGUGGCUUCAGGUUGCCCAGAAGACGGUCAAAGCAAUGUGAAGGAUGUGUCGAAGGGUGAGGAUGAAGAGCAGAAGAGGAGCAGCAGGGAGGCAGUUCUGAAACUUGCCAUGAACUUCCUGAGGACGAUGAAGCAGGAAAAGCUGGCCGACCUUCUACAAUGUGGGACUAGUGCUGCAGUUGGUCAACGUAAGCUUAAAUCUAAGCUGAAAAAGAACUUCCACUGUGUGUUCGAAGGGAUUGCUAGAAAAGGAAACCAAACCUGUCUGAAUCAGAUUUACACGGAGCUCUACGUCACAGCGGGCGGGAGAGCGUCAGUCAGCGAUCAACAUGAGUUCAUGCAGAUCGAAACCGCGAGCAGAAACCCAGACAAAGGAGAAACCAAAAUCAUGCACGAACAAAUUUUUGAGAGUUCUCCUGAAAAACUUCGGCCAAUCAGAGCGGUGAUAACGAAGGGAGUGGCUGGCAUUGGCAAGACAGUCCUGACACAGAAGUUCGCUCUGGACUGGGCUGAAGACAAAACCAAACAGGAUGUCCACUUUGUGUUUCCAUUCAUGUUCAGAGAACUGAAUGUGCUGAAAGAGAAGUUCAGUUUGAUGGGUCUUGUUCAUCACUUCUUUACUGAAACCAAAGAAAUCUGCGACUUUGAAAAGUUCCUGGUUGUUUUCAUCUUCGACGGUCUGGAUGAAUGCCGACUUCCUUUGGACUUUCACAACAACGAGAUCCUGACGGAUGUGACGCAGUCUGCGUCAGUGGAUGUGCUGCUGACGAAUCUCAUUAGAGGGUACUUACUUCCUUCUGCUCGCCUCUGGAUAACCACGCGUCCUGCAGCAGCCAAUCAGAUCCCUCCUGAGUGUGUUGACAUGGUGACAGAAGUCAGAGGGUUUGCAGAUCCACAAAAGGAGCAUUAUUUCACUAAGAGAAUCAGGGAUGAGAAGAAGGCCUGGAGGAUCAUCUCCCACAUCAAAAAAACAAGAUCUCUCCACAUCAUGUGCCACAUCCCCAUUUUCUGCUGGAUCACAGCCACAGUUCUGGAGGAUGUGUUCAAAACCAGGGACAGAGAAAAGCUGCCAAAAACUCUGACUGAGAUGUACAUCCACUUCCUUGUGAUUCAGACCAAAGUAAAGAGCUUGAAGUAUGACGGAGAAGCUGGGUUGGAUCACUGGAGUCCAGAGAACAUAAAUAUGAUCAAGUCGUUGGGAAAACUGUCAUUUGAGCACCUGCAGAAAGGAAACUUAAUCUUUAAUAAAUCAGAUCUGGAAAAAUGUGGCAUUGACAUUCGAGCAGUCUCCAUUUCUUCAGGAGUGUUCACUCAGAUCUUCAAAGAGGAGAAGGGAGGUUUGUAUCAAAACAAGGUGUUCACUUUUGUGCAUCUGAGUGUUCAGGAGUUUCUAGCUGCUCUUUAUGUCCAUUUGAUGUUCUUCGACUCUGACGUCAAUCUUCUGGAAGAUGAGAACUCAUCUGAGUUUGAAGAUUUCUACCAGAGUGCUGUGAAUAUGACCCUCAGAAGUCCCAAUGGACAUCUUGACUUGUUCCUCCGCUUCCUCCUGGGCCUUUCACUGCAGAGCAAUCAGACUCUGCUGCAAGGCCUCCUGAGAAAGACGAGUGUCAGUACACAGAUGGAUAUUAGCCCAAUUACCAUUGAAGUUACAAGAAAAUACAUCAAAAAGAAGCUAAAUGAAGGUCUUUCUGUAGACAAGAGCAUCAGUUUGCUUUACUGUCUGAAUGAACUGAAUGAUCAUUCCUUAGUGAAAAAGAUUCAAGAGUCUUUGGCCUUCGAGCAACUUUCCACAGAUGAGCUGUCACCUGCAGACUGGUCAGCGCUCGCGUUCCUUUUGCUGUCCUCAGAAAAAGACCUGGAUGUGUUUGAGCUGAAGAAAUACUCUGCUUCAGAAGAGGCUUUCUUCAGGCUGCUGCCUGUAGUGAAAGCAGCAAACAAAGCUCUGCUGAGUGGUUGUAACCUGUCAGAAGGAAGCUUUGAAUCGUUGUCCUCAGUGCUCAGCUCCCACUCAUCUGUCCUGAGAGAGCUUGACCUGAGUAACAACGACCUCAAGGACUCAGGAGUAAAUCAGCUGUCAGCUGGUCUCAAGAGUCCUUAUUGCAAACUGGAAACACUCAGGUUGAGUCUCUGUAACCUCAACAAGAAGAGCUGUGAGAUGCUGUCCUUUGUGCUCAGCACCAAAUCCUCUAUUCUGAGAGAAAUGGACCUGAGCAACAAUGACUUGGAGGAUGUGGGGGUGAAGCUGCUCUCUUCUGGACUGGAGAGUCCUCACUGCAAGCUCCAAAAACUCAGGCUGUCUGGCUGCUUGGUAACAGAGGAGGGAUGCAGGUCUCUGUUCUCUGCGCUGAGCUCCAACCCGUCCCAUCUGACAGAACUGGACCUGAGCUACAACCAUCCGGGAGAAGCAAUAGUGAAACUUUUCUCUGCAAAGCUGCAAGAUCAAAACUGGAAACUGGAUGUUUUAAGGAUGGAGCCUUUUGGAGAACAAUGGUUGAGACCCGGCCUGAGAAAAUAUUACUUUAAGCCCACAUUUGACCCAAACACUGUUAACAGACAGAUAAAACUGUCUGACAGUAGGGUCAUACAUGUGCGAGAGGACCAGUCAUAUCCUGACCACCCAGAGAGAUUUCAGGACUGUCCUCAGCUGCUGUGCAGUGAGGAUCUGACUGGUCGCCAUUACUGGGAGGUGGAAUGGAGCGGAUGGGUGGAUGUUUCAGUGAGUUACAGAGGAAUAAGCAGGAGAGUGGAGAGAGCAGACUGCAGGUUUGGUGGGAAUGAGCAGUCCUGGAGUCUGAGCUGUUCAGAUGGGGGUGGGUACUAUGUUUACCACCAGAAAAAAAGAUCAUUUAUCUCACACUCAUCCGCUGCGCCCAAGAAGGUAGUGGUGUAUCUGGAUUAUCCGGCUGGAAGUGUGUCGUUCUUCAGAGUCUGUGAUGAUGCUCUGAUUCACCUCUACACCUUUAACACCACCUUUACUGAACUUCUGCGUCCGGGGAUCGGCUUUAGAUUCAGGCUCAGGUCCAAGACUGAUUCCUUUGCAUCGUUAUGCUCCCUGUGAUUACAUUUUGCAAUGACUGACCCGACGGCUCAGUCUACAGCAUUAACUCCACCCACUAUGUAUUGAUUUAUAUUUGAUGUCUGUGUUAUUGUUUAUAUUUUUUAACUUUGAUAUUUUGUCUUUUAGUUUUUGUACUUGCUGCAGUGUCAAUUGCCCAUUUGAAUCUGAAUCAGCAAAUUAAUCAUUCACAGAACUGAAAUACAUACGAGUAUUAGGGCCACAAUAAGAAAUGAAGAAAUAAAAUAAAGUCAUAAUAUAAUAAUUUUAUUCUUUUAGUACUAGAGCUUUAUUCUCGUAAAACUGACUAUUCUUUUACAAUUUUAUUCUUGCAAUGUGACUUCAUUCUCAUUAUUUCAUUAACUCUGUAGCCAUAGUUUAAAAUAGUAUCCUAAGUAAUAUUGAAAAUAUGUCAUCAGCAAAAGUAUGAAACGUGAUAAAAUCUAUUACAUUUAUUUUUAACAAGGUCAGCAGGUGAAACAGCUGGAAUACUUUGUGUUUUGCGUGCUGCCCUCUGGCGGACAUUAUGUUGAAAGACAUCAGAGCUGGAGAAAAAAAAAUGUUUACUGUAUAAAUGAUCAAAGUGACAUUAUUUAGUUAGGGGGAAAAUCUAAAAAUCCCUUUAGAUCUACUUUGUAAUUAAAUUAAUUUAUGUUUUUUGACCAAGCUUAAUCUUGUCCGGAUCACUGCACAAACAACUCUUCACCAGUUAAUGCAGUAAAGUGUAAAGAAAAUGUAAGGAAUAAAUAAAAAUUUAAUUCUGUA